CUUCUUCAACCAAAAAAGGCAAAAAAAAAAAAAAAAAAAAAAAAAAUCUCCUUCUCACCCUCUUUAUUCAAAGGAGAGGGCGAAGAAAAGGGGAAUCGCUCUAAUGGAGAAAGCGCUUACGAAGGUGGGGAGCUUUUGGAUCUCGCGAAAGGCGAAAGAGGAGAUCUCCUCCAUCGGCGAAGAUCUCUCCCGUUUCUCGAGCACUGUGGAAGAGAAAGCUAAAUGGAUCUUCGAGAAAUUGAAAGGUAAACCACUGAAAUCCUUGCCUGACCUCCUCCGUGAGUAUAAUCUCCCACCGGGCCUCUUUCCUAGAAACAUCAUAACCUACGAGUUCGAUGAAACCAACUCGAAGUUGGUUGUUCACCUGCCUUCAACCUGUGAGGUCAGCUUCAAAGAUUCUUCUGUAGUGAGGUAUGCGUCCCGCGUCAAGGGGACCUUGUCGAGGGGCAAGCUCGCCAACAUAGAAGGGAUGAAGACCAAGUUCAUGGUGUGGGUCAAAGUCACUCAUGUAGGUGUGGAGAGUUACAAGUCCGACAAGGUGUGCUUCACGGCUGGGGUGAAAAAGCUGCGGCCGAAAGAUGCUUACGAGAUCCCUCGUGAUUCGAUCACAGCGGAAGAUUUUUAAGGUGCUACUCUUUAUUCUUCUCCGUUACAUUAAUGUUGCAAGUCCUUAUUGUAUUGUUUCAUCGGCAUAGUUGUACAUGGAAGCAUUGGAUCUCAUCAAAAGAAGAUUCUUAAUUUGGUACUCUUACCUUUAUUGUUACUAUUCUCAGUCCUCAUUGUCUUGUUUCAUUCGCAUGUUUGUACAUGGAGACAUCUUUAUUAUAGUGUUCUGUUAUUAUUAUUAUUAUUAUUAUUAUUAUUAUUAUUAUUAUUA
Molecule: messenger RNA, 877 nt
Organism: Ananas comosus (pineapple)
Lineage: Eukaryota; Viridiplantae; Streptophyta; Magnoliopsida; Poales; Bromeliaceae
Exons: 3
Coding region: 104-625 (173 amino acids)
Source: RefSeq, a predicted model, not a curated record